Molecule: messenger RNA, 5608 nt
Organism: Xyrichtys novacula (pearly razorfish)
Lineage: Eukaryota; Metazoa; Chordata; Actinopteri; Labriformes; Labridae
Source: the annotation of a GenBank genome assembly
AUGUCUGAUCAAGGAACCACCGUGGCCGCCUCCUCGGCCCCCCCUGCUCCUCCCUCCGGACCCCCUCCCAAAGUGACCAACCGAGGCCGCUCGACCGAUCCCAUCGACAGCUCCAACUUUGACUCGACGGAGGUACCGGAGUUUGAGCCCUUUGGAUUGCCCGGGCCGAGAGGAUUUCCACCCCUGACUGGUGAGAAAUUACAAAGAUUUUUAAGCUUGAAAGCUUUUAAUGAUUUCUAGUUGAUUUAAGUCAAUAUUUUAAUUUUCUUUCCAGAGUUUCUCCAACUUAAAGUCUUUCAAGUUGACUGUAAUACUAAAAAUAAGUCAUGAGUAGUGAAGAAGUGGGACGUAGCAACAUGUCUCUGCUGUUGGUCCCUCUUCUGGACAAAUUACUACGUCACACACCAAAACAAUCAACAAACAAGUUAGCAAGAGGCUAACUGGUUGUACGUUAAAAGGCGAAAACUGACUAUUUACUAUCACGAACUGUUCAUACAGACCAGCAAAAAGUGGCUCGUGCCCAAGUCCAAGUCAGGUCUCAAUAGUUGAUGGUAAGAAAAGUCUUAUCCAUCUACGUUCGUUUGUUCGUUUGUUGGAGCAGCAGCUUCAGGAGGGAUGCCCGGCCACUUCCACCAGCUCCUCCGGAAGGAUUCCCAUGUGCUCCAUGGCCAGGCGAGAGAUAUAAUCCCUCCACCUGGUCCUGGGCCGGCCACAAGGUCUACUCGUGUCCGACAUGUCUGGAACACCUCUAAUGGGAGGCGUCCAGAAGGCAUUCCAACCAGAUGUCCGAGCCACCUCAGCUGACUCCUCUUGACGUGGAGGAGCAGCGGCUCUACUCUGAGUGCCUCACGAGUGUCUGAGCUCCUUACCCUAUCUCUAAGGCUGUGGAGUAAACCCGUUUCGGCCGCUUGUAUCCGCGAUUUUGUUCUUUCGGUCAUUACCCAAAGUUCAUGACCAUUUGUGAGGGUUGGCAUGUAGAUCGACCAGUAAAUUGAGAGUCUCGCCUUACGGCUCAGCUCUUUCCUCACCACGACAGAUCAGUUAAGCGUCUGUAUCACUGCUGACGCGGCUCCGAUCCGCCUGUCGAUCUCCCACUCCAUCCUACCCUCAAGAUCCCAAGAUACUUGAACUCCUUCACUUGAGGCAAGACCUCCCCUCCGACCCGAAGGAGGCAAUCUACCCUUUUCCGACUUUUCCAUCUGUAUUUAUAAUAAAAACUGUAACAGCAAACAAUGUCUUGACAAAGUUUCCUUCUCUUCAUGGCUCAGGUGUUACAUUUUGUGCCAUGCUAAUAAUCCUUAGAUUACUGAUACUCUGCACUCUCCUGGCGUUCAUUUUUUCUGUGUAUUUUCAGAAUUUCUCGACAUCUUCAGUGUGGACAUGAUAAAGAGGCAGGAUGAGAUCAACAAGCAGCAACACCACACCGACUUUUUUAACUCCGCCGAUCUCGUCGUCCGUCGAGGACAAGAGUUCCAGGUCAAGAUCACCUUCAAUCGUCCGUACAAUCCUGCCAAGGACAAGUUCGCCGUUGAGUUCGUCAUUGGUGAGUUGAGGCGACUUUUUAUUAUAUUAUUAUUAUUAUUAUUUAUUCUGGAUCACAUGGUCGUGAAUUAGUCCAUCAUCCCUGUUCAUCCAGGCACCAGCCCUCAUUUCAGCAAGGGUACCUACAUCCCCGUUUUCCCCAACAAGGAGCGCGAGACCACCUGGGACGGCCGUAUUGUAAACAACUCCGGCAACGUUGUCACCAUUGGCGUAACUCCUGCAGCAAACUGCAUUGUGGGAAAGUACCACAUGUACGUGGCUGUGAUGACGCCUUUCGGCAUCCGCAGGACCAGAAAGGAUGAUUCCAGGAACCUCUACAUCCUCUUCAAUCCCUGGGCGAAAGGUCAGGACCACGAAGUUUGCUCAUGCUUGAACAUGUUGUGUUUCCACGACCACAUCCAUGAGAGGGUUUUUCUCUCCCCAGAUGAUGCCGUGUUUCUGGAUGACGAGACAGAGAGGCAGGAGUGUGUGUUGAACGAGAUGGGGAUCAUUUACCACGGUGCGUUUGACGACAUCGCAGAGAGAACCUGGAACUACGGACAGGUAGGAAAAAAAGGAGACUAAAGGUUUAUACAUCUCUGAGGUAAAUCUCUUUAACCUGAUUUUCUUCCCUAGUUUAACUACGGAGUCCUGGAUGCCUGUUUGUACAUCAUGGACCGGGCUCAGAUGCCCAUCACGAACAGAGGAGACCCCGUCAAGGUGACCAGGAAGGCCUCUGCUAUGGUGAGGGAACACUCAAAGUCUCUUUUUAAGGAUGUCAAAGCUUUGUAGUCGAUCAACAGAAAGGCCUCAUAUCAUACAUGUCUGGAAUUUGCUCCUCAGCUGAAUUCCCGUGAUGACGACGGUGUUCUGGUGGGGAACUGGAGUGGCGACUACACCUACGGAGUGGCGCCCACCUCUUGGACUGGCAGCACAGACAUCCUGAUCAGCUACUUACGGAGCAAGAUGCCCGUCUGCUACGCUCAGUGCUGGGUCUACGCUGCUGUUUUCAACUCCUGUGAGACUUUCAAGAAGAAGUAGACAGAAAUAAAUGUUUGUCAUCGCUUUGAAGUUAGGCGCUGUUCUGAGCAUUGUUUGUGGCUACAGAGUGGCGUUUGGUUGAGGUUUGUUUAUGGCUCCUCAGACCGCUGUGUAUUGCUAUCGUGCGGUCGUUACUAAAGUUGGUACAACUACAGAAGCAAGUGGUCGGCAACAUUCAUCUCUCAAGGGGGUGUCUAACUUGGUGUUACGGUGUGUUUGACCUUAAAUCAACUUUACGCCGGAAUAUCCCUUUAACAGUCUGUUUCUCUACUUCUGUGUUGGACCAGUCCUCCGCUGUCUGGGCAUCCCAGCCCGUGUCGUCACCAACUACUAUUCUGCUCAUGACAACGAUGGUAACCUGAAGACUGACAUCAUCCUGGAAGAGAGCGGCAGGAUCGACCGCAACCGCACCAGGGACUCCAUCUGGUACCUUACAUGUAGCUUAGCAUCCGUCACAUUCACAGGACGGCCAUCUUGUAACGUGUUCCAGUGAACAAGCAAAACAACCGCAGGAAAAACUUAAAAUCCUUUAAAAUAUUUUAUAUAUUUCUUCUCCAAGGAUGAACCUUUUGAAUUUUUAACCUUUAGCACCAAUUUCAUGACCAAUUCCAUGUGGUUAUUUUACACGUAGUUUCACCAUUUUAAGUGCAAAUUAAUUUGGUUUCAGUCCGUUUUUUUAAAUCGUCUUUGCCAUUUUCAGGAACUAUCACUGCUGGAAUGAGUGCUACAUGUCCAGACCUGACCUCCCAGCUGGCUUUGGAGGCUGGCAGGUUGUGGAUGCAACACCGCAGGAGACAAGUGACGGUAAAAAAAACUAUCUUCUGUAGUCAAAAAGGCUUUGUUAUAACAGUUUGUAUAGGUUAGUAACCAACACUAAAAGAACCGUAGAGAGCUUGAUUCCAGUUUUACAGAAAACAGAGAUUGACUAGUGUUGCAGUUAAAAGCGCUUAAGUGUUUUUUCUAACUAACUCUUUUAUCUCUAAAGGCUUGUACAGAUGUGGUCCAGCAUCGGUCAUGGCCAUCAAACACGGGCACACCUGCUACCCAUUUGAUGCUGCCUUUGUUUUCGCUGAGGUGAGUCGACAAGAAAGUUACAUUUUGUAAAUUUUCUCAUAAAAAAGUCUAUUUCUUUAUUUAAUAGUCGCUCACUUGUUGAUCCAUGAAAGGGUUUUUCUCUCUCGCUCUCUGCAGGUCAACAGCGAUGUGGUGUUUUAUACCCGCAGUAAAGAAGGAACCUUGGAGCCGGUCAAAGUGAACCGCACUCAUGUGGGCCGCAUGGUGUUGACCAAAGCUCCUGGAACCACGACUCGCCGCGACAUCACCGAUCAGUAUAAGUUCCCUGAAGGUAAAAGAUGACAGGAAAUCCUCAGUCAAGAGAGGCAAAUGUUCUCAGCUGCUGCUACACGACUAAAAGCUUACUUCCAACGUCCAAGUAUGAAUACGUUCCUGGUCCUUCAAAAGUCCUUAAAUCAGCGUUGAGUCUGUUUAUUUUUAAUAAAAGUUAAGUUAACUUUGUGGCUAAGUGUUGGCACUUGCUACUUUCCUCUGGCACCCCUGGAACAACUCCAGGUCCCCACAUGGCUACUGGUUUUUGGGAUGUUGGGUUGUUGGUCUGGAAAUUUGCUCAGGUUGAAAUCAAUCUGACGUGGACCAGACCGGACACGAGUUUUGAGCCGGUUCUUGAUCUAAAUUUUCCACAAAUUUGGCGCAAAAGGAUUCAGCCUCGGAUGUUCCGAUUUUGCCAAGUUUCAAGGAGAUAGAAAGAAAGUGAACAGUUUGCAUCUUUCAAUCUUCCGACACAGGCAGUGUAGAGGAGCGGACCGUCCUGGAGAAAGCCGAAGAGUACGGCUGUAAACGUGAGAAGUCGGAUCCUCUUCCGGCUGACGUUGAACUGGUCCUGCCAUCCCUGGAGGUCAGCAUCGGUGACGACUUUGAGCUGAGCCUGGAGUUCAUAAACAAGAGCGACGAGGAACGCAACAUGGACAUCUACAUCAGCGGGAGUGUGGUGUUCUACACCGGCGUCACUUCCGCCGAGUUCCUGUUCAGGAAUCCCACCGUGACGGUCGGACCCAAAAAAAGUGAGAGGAAACCAUCAUAAGUAAACAAAUCUAGCAAGACUAGUUAAAGGCUUUUUACCUUUCUUACCCUCUUUUUUAAAUACAUUUACUACAUUUUACAUGGCUCUUUUUACUUAGUUGUACAUAUCUUUAUCUAUUCAUUAUUAUCUUACUUUUAUCUACCUCAAAAGCACUUUGGAGAUGCACCCAAAUCUCGUUGUGAUGUUUUUACAAUGACAAUAAAAGCGAUUCUGAUUCUGAUUCGUUCAAUUGUCUGUUAAAGAUCAUGAGGAAGUUUCCUUUUACUGUCAGUGAGGACAUUUCUGUAUCUCUGUGUCCUCCAGGGGUGAAGGAGUUGGUGUUGGUGGAGGAGAAGUAUUACAUGAAGCACCUGGUGGAGCAGGCCAACCUCAACUUCAUCGUCACGGGGAAGGUCAAGGAGACCGGGCAGAUCGUCAGCGAGAUGAAAGUGGUCACCCUGCACAACCCCAGACUCAUCGUCACAGUACGACGCCUCGCUUGUUUUUUUCCACUAUGACGUCUGUUUUGAAGGAUCACAUCUUCUCUAAAUGGAUCCUCUGUGGUCUUCACGCUCGUUCUUCUUUUAGGUGUCUGGAGGCGGAAGAGUGAGUGAGGAGAUGACCGCGACCGUGGAGUUCACAAACCCCUUCAACUUCAACCUGGAGGGCGUCUACGUCCGCAUGGAAGGACCCGGGCUCAUGCUUCCCAAGCUGAAAUAUUACAGGUGAGCUCAGCAGAGGAAACAAACGAUCUCUGUGUAUAAACAGGUGGUUUUAAACGAUGACCGAUGUCGGGGUUGUUGCCCUUCUUUCCCUUUUGCCUUCAGUCUGAUCCCAGCGGGCUCCUCUCUGAUCUGGGUGGAGUAUUUCACUCCGCUGAGGGCCGGCAACAGCAGGGUGAUCGCCACGCUGGACUGUCCCGCUCUCAGGCAGGUCCACGGCCUGGCGUCUGUCAACAUCGCGCCUUAA